AUCAUUUUGGGGCUCUUUAUAGCUUGCUGUUCGAAGCGAGCCAAUGCUCCAUGUUGAAGAUCGCACUUUGACAUAUAAUGGUUUACUUUUACAAAUUGUGACUUGUAUGGAGAGUUGUCUCAUUGGCACUCUUCUUUUAUUUUUUACUCUUGAAUUUUGAUUUGCAACGACUUUUUUGUUAGUUUAGCCCAUUUCAAAGCAGCAUUUCUAGGUAUAAUAGUCAGUCUGUCACUGUACACGGAUAUCGAGUACUUAUGUAGAGGAGAGAAAAGAAAAGAAAAAUAACAUCUACAAGGCACUUUCAAAGGAAGACUGUGGUGACGAUUUUAUUAAUAAAUUAAAUAUGUCUCGACGGACAGUUAAACGAAUCAUUCAAAUAUGUGCAAUAAUCAUCAUAGGCUUGAUUGCGUUGUUAUGUUUUCAAAAUUCCAGCGAUAUUGUGUCUGAGAAGAAUUAUUUCUCCGACAGAAAAAGCAGAGAUUUAGUUGAAACUUCAUUUGGACUUUUUAAUAUUACACCACUAGAAAAGAUACGUCGCGAUUGCGGCGAACUUUGCGAUACUAGUCGACUUGGGACUCCCGGUCCAUUUUUCGACCAUAUCACAGCCAAAAUAAAAUGUCAAGCUUUAUUUAAAAAUUCAUUAAUUGAUCGAGAACAUGGACAGGUGGAAGCACCUAACGAAAUACCAAAAGUCCUUUGGAAUGAGUAUACAAUGAACGGCAGAGUUGAAAUCUUUAACUAUUAUUUCGACGAACAUUCAUUGGGAAAAAGAAAACAUAUAGCUAUUCCAGUAUGGACACAGUCUGGAAUUGAUGAGUUAAUACAACUUGCAAGUCAAGGAAAACUCUCUGGAAAUUAUGGAAUUAAUAAUACAAAUGCUCUUCGUGAUGCACUUAAACAUUCACCAGGCGUUAAAGAUGGAAGAGUUCUAGUCAUUGGAUCUGUCAAACCUUGGGCAGAAGCAUGUGUGCUUGAAGCAGGUGCAAGAGAAAUUGUUACUCUUGAAUAUGGUAAAAUUGUUUCCGAGAUCCCCAAUGUGAAAACUAUGGUUCCAUAUGAAUUUCGAAUGGCAUAUUUGAAUGACACCUUAGGAGAAUUUGAUGCUGUUGUGACAUACAGUUCUAUUGAACACUCUGGACUUGGCCGAUACGGGGAUGCUCUAAAUCCCUGGGGAGAUAUAAUAGCAAUUGCAAGGGGAUGGUGCGUUACUAAAGAUGGUGGUUCUCUUACAAUAGGAGUAGAGUAUAACAACAAUCUGGAUUAUAUCCGAUUCAAUGCCGACCGUUGCUAUGGUAAAAUCAGAUACCCCUACUUAACUACUAACUGGAAACAAUUUUAUAGGGGCUUUUCUGGUAAAGGAAUUCAACGGGUACACGUAUUCACAAAAUAGAAUUCAAAAACGAAUUAUAAUUGAAUUGAAAGAAUAAACUAAAAAAACAACA
Molecule: messenger RNA, 1442 nt
Organism: Mytilus trossulus (common blue mussel)
Lineage: Eukaryota; Metazoa; Mollusca; Bivalvia; Mytilida; Mytilidae
Exons: 2
Coding region: 344-1390 (348 amino acids)
Source: RefSeq, a predicted model, not a curated record